UUCUGUUUAGGUAGCAGUCUAGCAGAUAAAGAGUGUUGUUCGAGUAUCGGAAGUGGAUGUGUGGUGUCGUGUUUUUUCUCGUAGUGUAUGAGUAAUUAACACCUUUUUCUCAUUAUUUUAAUCGAGUUUAAUUAUCGAACAUUGUCCAAAAAAUAGUUUACUCAGUCGAUUUGUUUACUUCGUACGAUUGCGAAUGCUCUUCCGUUCAUUAUUGUUCUUUAACUAAUUAACCGAGCCGAUUCGUAGAAUUUUUCGAAAUCGUUGCAUUCAGAUUUCGUAAACAAAAUACACCGGUAGCAAUUUUUCACCCGAAGUAAGAAUUUCGUAGGCAACGUGGUGGUGAAAUUUUAAUUUAAAAUUUCAAGGUUAACUACUCGUAAAAAUUCGGUCAUUCCGGCUUUUCUUCUGUCACUUUCGCGUUUUUAUAUCAAUAUUUUAUUUUCUAUUUGAUCCGAGCGCAGUGUUAUAAAAUUUUCAAACGGUGGUUCGUAUCGUUUUCAACAGAUAAACUCACGUGAUAAACUUGAUUGUUCGGUGCUACUGUACUAAACUUGUUCGUGUAGUAAAAUGUACAUUGUCGUAUCUAAUACACAUUUUAGUAUGUAAACAGAGCGUAUAUCAACCAUGUCAACCACUACUAUAAAGAAAUGUGCCAAUCGUAAAUUUUGUACUUUACCGGAAGACUAUCCGUUUAAAAAUGUCAAAUGUCGUUCGACAUUGAUCGGAAAACCAGCAGAUUUUCCCAAAUUAAUCAAAUACGUCGACGAGAAUAUCAUCGGUAGAAAUGUCACGUUUUUGGGACCUUUCGGCAGACGCAAAGUGGUAUACUGCGAUUAUACGGCUUCUGGGAGAUCGUUGCAUUUUAUCGAAGAUUAUAUUUUGAAGGAAGUGUUACCUUUGUACGCAAAUACACAUACGUCCUCGAAUGUUACCGCGUUACAAUCUAGUCUAUACAGACAAGAAGCUAGAGAUAUUAUUAGAAGUGCGGUCCACGCUUCCGAAAGUGAUGCUGUUGUAUUCGCCGGUAAUGGUUGCACGGAUGCUUUGCAAAAGCUCAUUCACGCUUUAGAUUUAGAAAGAGCUCCGGUAGUUUUUGUCGGAUCGAACGAACAUCAUUCGGUUCUACUACCGUGGAGAGAAAUAGGUGCUAAGGUAAUUAGAAUAGCUGAAACUAAAGAAGGAUUCUUGGAUCUCAUCGAUUUAGAAAAUAAACUUCAGAAAGAGAAACAAUUAUUGCUCAAUGGAAACUCGCACGUACAAUUUAUCGGGUGUUUUUCGGCCACAUCUAAUAUUACAGGCAUUUUGGCCGACGAUAUUGCCACGACUGUUUUAUUACAUCAAUAUGGAGCAUUAUCAUUUUGGGAUUACGCUACGGCUGCUCCUUAUGUACCUUUAGAUAUGAAUCCCUUGCUUCCUGGUAAUGAUAAAGGAGUUCAUAAAGAUGCGAUAUUUUUUUCCGGCCAUAAAUUCGUCGGCGGGGUGCAGACUCCUGGGGUACUGGUCGCUAAAAAACAAUUAUUUAAAAGUGAGAUGCUCGAUAGAAGUGCUGAUGGAGCUGUGUUGAUAAACUCGAAGGAAAAUCAGAGAUAUUUUCAGAAUAUAGAAGUACGUGAAGAAAGCGGUAACACCGGAUCGAUUGUUGAUUCGAUUAGAAUGGGACUUGCGGUGCAUUUAAAACAAACUUUAGGACCGCCGAAUAUCAUGUUAAGAGAACAGAAAAUCACCAAGACUGUGCUCUCAUUCCUCAGAACAAUUCCAGAAAUAAUAUUACUCGGUAAUGGAUCUCGCUCGGUGAAAAGGUUACCGAUAUUUUCAUUCGUAGUCAGACACCCACGCGGAGUUUUCCUUCAUCAUAAUUUCAUCUGCUCCGUUUUAAACGACGUGUUCGGAAUACAAGCCAGAGGAGGGUGUGCCUGUGCUGGACCCUAUGCUCACGAUUUACUAGGUAUUGACGAUAAACUAGCCAGCGCCUACGAAGAGGUUUUAUCCGAAGACGAAACGAAUAAGAAUCGUGUUCAAAGUCCAGAAGAACAGCACUCUUGUUUCGAAAUGUUAAGACCUGGAUUUACGAGGAUUUCGCUGCCAUAUUUCAUGUCUGAUGCGGAAGUCACGUUUGUAUUAGAAGCUGUGAAAAUGGUUGCCACCGAAGGAUGGAAAUUAUUACCGCAGUACGUCUUAUAUCCGGAAAUGGGCGAAUGGAAACAUCGCACUAAUUUGGUGUUCCGAGAACGUAAAUGGUUAAAUUCGGUGCGAUUUAUUGAUGGAAAAAUGACUGCCAACGAGAGGAAAAUCUCAGGACAGAGUCCAUUUCCUCAAGAUCCCUCUGAUUGCUUGCAUAUGGCUAGAAAUAUAUUCAACAAAGCUAGAAAAAUGGCUCAUCGCUAUCCCUUAGUCGAUCAACGAGUAAUGUUCGACGAAAAAGCAGACGAACUUCGAUGGUUCAUGUUACCCAGCGAAGCUCAAGAUCUGUUACUCGGAAACUGCCAAAAUGUCAAAACCAAGGUUCCUUUUUCACCCGGAGAGUACUGCGGUACUCGUAACAACAGUAUUAGCGAAGACUCCACAGAUUCGGCGACACCUUUGGUACCCUGCAGUAUUUCUCCCUCAUUAGACUUCGGUUCGAAUUCAUACUACACCAGACACAACAGUCUGACUUCCUUCGAUUCAUCUCCUCUGAAGAGAAGUUCGAGCUUCUUUGCUGAAAAAUCGUGCUCUGAUUGCGGCUGCUUGUCGCCUUUUCAUUCUAAAAUUAAUAGAGAAGCGUCUCCUAUGUCGAGAACUAGAUGUUAUAGUUUGGAAUCGAAUUCAGCCUCGCCUCCUAAUAGACUGCUAUCGUCCGUUGAAAUAAAUGGGCAUUGUUCAUGUGGUAGUCAGACUGAUAUUAGCGAUGCCGAAUCUGUAUCCAAAGCUGAUUUCAGCGAUUUUAGCGAUAUGGGUAUUACAACGCUGUUUCCUACUACUGAAAAUGAAAAUAUAAAGGCCUAUGUAAAAGGAGUAACCGAAGAAUUAGCUUCUGAAAUAAAGACUGAAAUCAGGGAAGUAAUCAACACUGUAGAUAACGUAUUGUCAGAAAGUAUGGAAAAUUUAGACGUGAACGGGAUGUCCUACGAUAAACGAUUCAAUACAGAUUUCCGAAGAACUAGCUCGAUUCCUAUGUUAAUUAAACCUGCCACUACAAAUCAUUAUACGAAACCUGUUCAUAGUUAUAGCGAUAGUGCAACGUAUUGUAAUCAGCCAAUGUUCAACUAUGGUAUGGAAAACAGUCGACCCAAUAGUGCUGGAUUGCGAAAAAGAUUAUACAGCCAAGAAGGUAAAUCAUGCCCCGAAACCACAGCCGACAUGAGCGAUCAAGUAGCCGUUUACUUGGCUGAACUCACCUCUGAAAUGGUCACAGAAAUGAAAUCCGAGUUACGCGAAAUGGUGAACGCUGUCGAUGAAAUAAUCUCGCCCUCAGUUAACGAUAAAAACACCUAUAGCGGUUUCGACUCCUCCAAUUCCAGAAAUCGAACCGUAUCGGUGACUUUACAAGAAGAAUGGGAAGAUAGCGACGAUAGUCAUUCUCAAAACGAAGGCAGUUAUAAAAGCUGCAAAACUGACGCUCUCGAAGAAAUGAAAGUAAUCAAAAAUAAUAACAGCGAUGCUCAAUCCGAAGAGACCAAAUCACUCACUAAAAGUGACAGUUCCAGUGACAGCGGCGUCGCUGAAGUUUGCCCCAAAGAAUCUCCCUCCAAAGUAUCCAAACGUAAGAUUUCAGUUAUCGCUCGCGAAUCCAGAUCGUCUCCUGAUGUCAAAGAAUAUAUUAAAGAAGCUGAAAUUGAAUUGAAAAUCGAAAAUAACGAAGAAGAGGAAAAGAAAGAGAAACCUUUUUGCAUAGAUCAGCGUAAGAGAAGCUUCGAAAGUGUUGCUCUUCAGCCUAAAUGGCAUUGCCCGCCGAAAACUGUUUGGAAACCUACUGUAGAGGCCAUCAGAGAAUUCGACAUGAUAAGAGAAGGCGACCGUAUCCUGAUUUGUUUAUCCGGUGGCAAAGAUUCGUUAUCGUUAUUACAUACUUUACACCAAUAUCAGUAUUAUUCGCAAUCAUACGGCGUUACUUUUACAUUCGGAGCUGUCACUGUUGAUCCUGGAAGUCCUGCAUAUGAUCCUCGCCCUUUAAUACCCUAUAUGCAUGCUCUAGGAGUUCAUUAUCUCUACGAGGAACACAAAUUGUUGGAGAAUUUGGAUGAAACGAAAUGCACCUCGUUAUGCGGAUUUUGCAACCGUUUGAAAAGAAGUCACUUGUAUAAAGCUGCUCGAGAAAAUAACUAUAACGUGUUAGCUUUAGGACAACAUCUGGAUGAUUCAGCCGAGAGUCUGUUAAUGUCCACAUUUCACGACGGUAGAUUGAAAUCGAUGAAAGCUCAUUAUUAUAUCAGAGAACGCGAUCUAAGAGUCAUUCGUCCGUUUAUUUAUGUUCGAGAAAAACAUCUGAGACAAUUUGCUGAGAAUCGUAAAUUACCUGUGAUUGCUGAAAAUUGCCAGGUAUAUUUUGAGACACCGAAAGCCAGCUUGGAAAGACACCGCACCAAGCAAUUACUAGCCCAGCAAGAAAUGUUGAACCCCAAACUGUUCACCAAUUUGAAAUCAGCUCUUCAGCCAUUGAUCAGUUUUAAAAACGUCGGCACGGAAGAGAACAGUUCCACUUUUAAGAAAAAUAACAAAAAACAAACUCACAGCGAUGAAUCCGACUCCAAUUAUUGUGUCAGUUCGGAUACAGAAGAAGACGAGCCGAACACUUGUUGAAAUUUUUUUUCAGUACAUAGACUGAAUUAUACCUAUAAACUUAUAUACUUAGUAAUUUAUAAUUUCGUAUCGCUUAAGAAAAAUUCGUCUAGUUUUAUACCUACCUAUUUUUCGAUAUCUCCUCUAUACGCUUUUUAUAAAAUAUUUAUUUUAAUAGCUUCAUCGUUAUAUAAAUGUUCAAUGUUUUAAAACAUUUUAUGGCUUUGUACGUUCGUAAGAAGAUAAAAAUGAUCCAUGCCUAUGAGUAGGUAUGUGCAUAAGUUAGAGAGUAUUUUAAGCUUUUAAAAAAAGAAAAGAAAAGAUAACCGAAUGUAUAAUACGCUUGGAACGAUUAUAUUUACUCGCAGAAUUACGUAUGUAGAUAUAAGUUUCGAGGGUAUUUUUUUGAUGUUGUGAUAUGAUUUGUGAUGAAUCCUAAGGGCAUAUGAUGUCUCGAACGAGUUAACUGAAGUUUAAUUUUUUUUUUUUUGACAUGAAUUAAGAUGGUAUGUUGACGCAUUCCAGUAUUUUUGAGAAUUUUUUUCUGCGACUGAAACGAGAAAUUUGAACGAUAUGCUAGUCAAGAUUUUCGUUUCGAUUUACUUACUUUAAUAUUUAAGUUGAAGUAAAAAAUUAUAAAUUGGAAAAAUAUUGCGCUUAAAAAUUUUGAUUUCUUUUUUACGCGAUUGUAUUUGAAAAAAAAAAUUAUUUUAAAGGAGUUUGAAAAAUUUCAUUUGUAAACAUGGUUACUUUUCAAGUUACCUGAGAGUUUAUAUAGCAACUUUCGCUGUAAUAUUGAUUAAGUUUUAAUUAUUGUUUCGCUUUGUUUGCCAUAAAAUGUGAUAUCUUUUUUAUUUAUUUUUCCCCCUUAUUUAAAAAGCAUUUUAGUAUUUUUUUUUCUUUCGUUAGGCUAAAUAUGUUCACUUUUAUUAAAUAAAUGUUGAGUUUAAUUUGA
Molecule: messenger RNA, 5713 nt
Organism: Planococcus citri (citrus mealybug)
Lineage: Eukaryota; Metazoa; Arthropoda; Insecta; Hemiptera; Pseudococcidae
Exons: 18
Coding region: 625-4779 (1384 amino acids)
Source: RefSeq, a predicted model, not a curated record